Bufo bufo (common toad) is the source of this 2786-nucleotide messenger RNA. RefSeq names its product growth arrest specific 2 like 3 (gene GAS2L3). The transcript has 10 exons. The coding region runs from base 161 to 2230 and encodes 689 amino acids. Gene Ontology annotation, biological process: actin crosslink formation. The record is from RefSeq and is a predicted model, not a curated record. Gene Ontology annotation, molecular function: microtubule binding; actin filament binding; cytoskeletal adaptor activity. NCBI's taxonomy places the organism in Eukaryota, Metazoa, Chordata, Amphibia, Anura, Bufonidae. Gene Ontology annotation, cellular component: actin filament.
AGAUGGGCGGGGCGGGCGGUUUGUCCGAACUGGAGAGUGUGUGGGAGCUGCAGUGUACGGAGGGCGCUGAGAGCAGAGCCAGUGGCCGGAAUACUGCCCGUUACCGGGACUUAGCGGGAGCCGUGGUCAUGGCAGCCAGAAACCAUUUGUAACACAGCUCAUGUUGGAAGGUUCCACAGAAACGGGACAUAAUCUUCAGAGAAAUAUGAAUCACGCAGUUCAGGUUUGGUUUGCAGACGAUCUUCCAUUAAGUCCAAGAAGCCCUCUAACACCAAGACAUGGCCCGGGUCUGUCUGAUGUUUCUCAGUAUGACCAGUGGUUGGCUGUUCGCCAUGAGGCUUCCCUGGUACCUAUGCAGGAAGAUCUGGCCAUAUGGUUAAGUAGCUUGUUAGGUGUAGAAGUUAGAGGGGAACGAUUUAUGGAUGAUCUUGACAAUGGUGUCCAUCUGUGCCAGCUGAUUUAUGUUGUGCAGCACACUAUGAGACAAUGCUGCACAGCUGAAGAGCUAGUGGGAAUGCCCAUGAGGAGGGUGCCAUGCAGAAAAGAUGCUCCAUCUGGCUCUUUCUUUGCUCGAGACAACACGGCUAACUUCCUUCGUUGGUGUAAGAGUAUUGGGGUGGAUGAUGCCUAUCUUUUUGAAUCUGAAGGUCUGGUUCUACAUAAAGAUCCCCGGCAAGUGUGUCUCUGCCUCCUUGAUGUGGGCCGGAUUGUAUCCCGAUAUGGAGUGGAACCACCUGUUCUUGUAAAGCUCGAAAAAGAGAUUGAACUUGAAGAAACACUGUUAAUGGAAUCUGGACCGCUAGCUCCCACCACUAUUGAGAAAACCUGCUGUCAUCAUGAGCUGCAUGAGGCUGUGACCCAUAUUGCUCAAGAUCCUCCCUGCAACUGCUCCCACAGAUUCUCCAUUGAAUACUUAUCAGAGGGCCGCUAUCGGUUAGGGGAUAAAAUCCUAUUCAUAAGGAUGCUACAUGGAAAGCAUGUGAUGGUUAGAGUCGGAGGAGGAUGGGACACGCUUCAAGGUUUUUUGUUGAAAUUUGACCCCUGUAGAGUGCUGCAGUUUACAACUUUGGAGCAAAAGAUUUUACAGUUCCAGAAAGGUGUACAAAGUGACAGUGUGCCAACACAAGCAAGCAAAUCUCUACAGCCUCCUGUAAUGAACCCCUUAUCUGCAAUCAAUGGUUCACAAAAAACAGCAUCUACCCUAUCCCCGCAAGUAACCCCUUCCAGUGGUGUCCUCAAAAGUCAAAACUCUCCUAUGUCGACUUCUAACAGGGGGACUAAGAAUCCGCCAAUUUCAUCAGUACGUCCCAAAAUCCAAGUCAUGCCAAGAAAGGGGUCUCCGUUACUUCCUGAGCCACAGAAGAAGGUAGCAAAGAAAUCAAAUUCUCCACCACAUAUUUCUACUGGUAGACCUGAAACCAGAGGUACACAGAAAAACACUACUUCACCUAGUAAUGUUGGGAAAACCAAUGGCUUACACACUACUAAAGUUGCACAGAAUGGAGAACUUGUUAUACAGUGUGGGGGUAAGAACCAGAAGAUACAGGCUCCUAAAAGUGCUCCCACAUCUUUGGCCUAUCCUAUAACAAAAUCUAAGGGUGUGUCUGACCUCCGGGCAAAGCCAGGACCGUUAAAAACAAGUUCUUGUACACCAGCUAUUACAUCAAGUAAAUCUGAGUCCUCUAAGAGGACUGAGGUUGUAAAGCAGAACUGCAAGAGCACUGCCAAUCAGAAAUGUGUCUCAGCCACUGUUUCCUCCAAGGAUGUAAAGAUAAGUAAAAAGGCAGACACAGCAAAGAACAAUCUCCAGGAGAGGAAGCCCUUUGUGGUAUCUUCACGUGUGCCUGACAAAGUCACUGUUUUGCCAUACCUUUCAAAACCUUCAUCGAAAUUGCCAACCGCAGUCCAGUCAAACACUGCUAAACCAGUCCAGACUGCCAGAAAUUUCACUAAUAAGACUGCGUCUGAUAAGACUACAGCCUCUGGACGCACACCACUCUCUGUUGUUAAACUUCCACAAUCUGCACCCAAAACACAGGCUGUACCAAAGACAAAGCCCUCUUCAAAAACUCAGCCUGUGAGCAGCACCUUAAAGAAAGAUAAAGAAAAAACUGCUUCUGAUCAGCUCGGUUCAAAGGUAAAACUACCUCGCCGGGCCGCUCCAAAUUCCAUGAAAGAUAAAUUGGCUAAGAGCAAGGAAGACCACCUUAUUGUAUCAAAAAAUAAGUGAACAAAACACCUUACCACACGUCAUUGAUGUAAUUGAUCAUUUUCCAUAUUGUGUGCAAGUCCACUUUGGUUUUACUGCAGACAUAAUUUUAUGUUUUUAUUCUCAUAGUACAAUCAUAAAGCUCUACCUAAAAUAACACUAUGCAAGAAACACAUCUACAGGUGUCAUUUACUGCUAUUCCUCAGGUAGAUGUGUACACGCCGACUCUGUAUGAAUAAUCCUGCUGGCGGGAAGCCAUAUAGUUUUUAAAGACUGCUACCAAAUGCUGCCUUACUGUGGAGACAAAUAUUUAAGUGACUUCAUGUUAGGCUUUUAAAGGAAUCUAUAGGUGGGUAAAUCACAUUUCCAAGUGCAUUUUAAACUGGAACUAUGCAAAAUGUAAUAAAACCAUAAGUCAAGACGGCCAGGUUUGUUCUCCAUUACACGUUGAUGUUGGCUUAUGUGGUAUGGUGUGUACAUAGGAUUUUUUUUCCAGAGUUGCAGUGACAUUUGCAAUGCUAACUUAUAGUGAAUGGCAGAAUCAUGUCACAUAUUUGCUGUAAUGUAUAGAAACAUA